Messenger RNA from Ophidiomyces ophidiicola, 2133 nucleotides. RefSeq lists its product as uncharacterized. The record is from RefSeq and is a predicted model, not a curated record. The coding region runs from base 1 to 2133 and encodes 710 amino acids. The transcript has a single exon. Lineage: Eukaryota; Fungi; Ascomycota; Eurotiomycetes; Onygenales; Onygenaceae.
AUGUGGGAGAAGCAGACUGCCCAUGAGCGUAGUCGGUUUGAACGAGAGUACGGUGAACUCAAAAGGCAAAUUGAGGAAGACCCGUAUGGCAUGAUUUUCGGAAGACGCCUCACUCACCGAUACCCUUUUUCAUUGGGACAGAAAAGUAACGCAUAUGGCUCCUUCUAUCGACGUAUGUUCGGUGUUGAUCGCGAUGCACCGAAUCAAUACAGUGCUACAUCGAAACAAUCCUCCGAUCCAUCCCACACUGCAGGAAAUGAUAGCCCUCAUCCUCAGGGCAGUAGUUCCUCAGAGACCACCCUAGAUAACGAUACUAUGUUUCAAUUUGACCCAAUCAGUGGGAGAAUGGUUCCUAGAGACGAUUCGAAAUCUAACAGCACUGGUACUUCGGAAGACGCAAUUGAUAUUCCCGUUCGGACGUCUUAUUCCAGCAUCGGAGAUGCCUCUCCUGUUUUGCAGGAGGUUGAAAAGUCUUUUCAAGAUAGCAAAGCACAUAACAAAUUGUUAAAUUCAAGUUUGGAAGGAACAUCCGGCCAACGGCGAAUCGAUGGAGUAUGGCUGAUGGGAAGCCCACAAGCUGAUGGAAUUAAAGAUUUUGAUAACCCGCCUACGCAGAAUGGUCACGUCAGAAUAUUGAACGAAGAAACGGGCCAUAUUGGAUGUCAGCCAAAGCAGUUGACUUCGCGAAAGCACCCACUCUUCACCCGUUUCAAAGAUUAUCUCACUGCCAAGUUUGAUACUUACAGCCACGAACGUGCCGCGAAAGUAAAAAGAAACCAAGAAAUGGCAGAAGAUGCUCUCCGCUCAGAGUUGACUAACCCCCAUAGCAUUGUUUACACGGAUCCAGAAAGGCUAAACAUUGAGUCUCUCCGUGCCCGAGAUGUACGCUCUUCAUUCGAAGCACGAAAAUCCAAUCUAGAAGCUCAGAAAUGGGAGAGUACACACAAUACUUCUACUUUAGAUAGACAUCCUCAUGUGGUUAUUGGCAAAGGGCAUGUUGCUGCAUCAAACCCCGCCCGAAAUAUCAAAGAUAUUCAGGAGGAAGACAGAAGACUGGUUGAAGGUAUUCGGGCCAUUUACGAGGAGACUUAUGGACGCAUCACCGCAACGCACAGGCAAUGUCAAGAAGACGUUGGAAAGAGGGAUAUAGAGUCCAAUACCAAUGUCGAAAAACAAAAUAAUAUUUCAUUAUUCAAUAAGCUGGAGAGGGUGGUGUGGGAGCUUGAGCGAACAAAUAGUGCUAUUUGGAAUUCAUUGCGUAAAUUCGAAGAAACCCAAGAACAGCUGCAACAGAUUUCAAACCAGUCGGCCAAUCUCCACAAUUCUGUGAAGUCUGGACCCGCAGCCUUCGGCCUUUCCCCCACCUCCCUGAUGGAAUCACAAGGUUACGAGAUGGUGUCAGAAAUGGGUGACGUUCUGAUUUUCAGAAAGACAAAGGUGGAUGUUGGAGGCCCCGAAAUGAAAUAUCCCCAAAGCCAACGAUCUUGUGCGGACGACUCAACCAACGAUCCCAAAAAUACCAAUAACUAUAGUUUCGGUCCGAGCACCACCACACCUGAAGUCAAUACUAAUACAUCAACGGAAACAGCACCAAAAGCACCCUUUGAGGAUGAUAAAUCCAAAGCGAAGCUAGAAGGCACAGAAUGGGAACCGACUACACCAGACGACACUAUGCCUGGGUCUAACACCGCCUACGGCCAUGCUUCCUCACACUCGGUGCACUCUCUAGGCAGUGCGGCUCAACUUGAACAAGAUUCCAUCAUUAAAGAUUUCGAGGAGCAUAAAACUAGCGGUUCAACAGACCCGCAUCCUCCGGGAACCCCCAUCACAGUUCGCCGACAGGAAACCCAUUAUACAGGCGGUCCACCAAACUGGUCUCCAUAUCAACCAGGAAUAGAAUCGCAGCCGUCACCUCCUCUACCGUCGGCGUCUUUCCCACCGCACGAGUCCUCAGCAAGCGGUGAGAAACGAGGAAUUUGGAGUUCGCUCCGGAAAACACUUCGUCGCAUGUUGCUUACCGGAGCCGCUGCUGGAGGAUCGUGCUAUGCUCUUGGUGUAGUAGCGGAGUAUUUCCGCACGGGAGGACAGGAUGGAUUGGGCCCAAGAGGGUUUACGGGGCUGGGAGGUAGGUAA